Molecule: messenger RNA, 1911 nt
Organism: Chironomus riparius
Lineage: Eukaryota; Metazoa; Arthropoda; Insecta; Diptera; Chironomidae
Source: the annotation of a GenBank genome assembly
AUGUCUAGCAUGCGACAGCAACAAUGGAGCGCAAAAAGUAUGCUUUGCAAGCAAAAAUCAAUCGAUGAUAAGGCAAGUGACAGCCACAGUAGUAGUAAAAGAAUUCUCCGUAAACAAUUAUCAGUCGAUCAUGUAACGUCGAGCUUGAAGCACGCCUCAAGUAGUUCCGCACCACCAGAUUUAAGCAGUUUAUUGUGGCAAGUGAAUGAGUCAAAUUUGAGGAUUGUAAAGCGUGCCAGUGGCAAUAAUUCUAUUACCAACCGACAAGACCUUAUAAAUAAUUGUUUGAACAAAACAAUGAAGAGUGUAACGAGUGAACAAACAGCUGUUAAGGCGAAGGACAAGAUCAACAUUAAUAUUUUUCUGUCGCAGGAUGUUCAGGAUGAUGGAUAUAGUGAUAAUGAGACAGCACCUCAAACCACUCAUAAGCCUCCGACAUCAUCAUCAUCAUCAUCAAAUGCUGCAUUGAAAAACUCAAAUAGUGGUAACAGCGAUACAUCGUCAAGUUCAGCGAACGGUAGAUUAUCAGCAAGUUCUCGACGUGCUCAAUUUCAAGCGAGUAGACGAAUUAUGAGUGCCCCAAUUCGUCCAAUAAAUAUUGUUAAUACAGACGACUCAAAAAACAAGAGAAAAGUGAGGAAGAAAAAGGUUAUAAGGGACAAGGAUAUUGACGAGUCACCGGAUGAGUAUGCUGAGGAAUUAGAGGAUAUGAAGCAAGCGUUACUUGUCCCUAAAGGUACAGCAAAAAAGCCUCAACAGAUGAGAACUCGUACAAUAUUGGGAUGUGAUCAAAUCGGAAUUGAAACUCUCGUGUCAAUGAUCAAUUCUGGUGAAAGUGAUUCAGAGAAGGAAGGUGAAAAGGAUAAGGAUAAAGAGAAGGAACUUCCAACACCACAAACGAUCAUCAAGAAUGAUACGCCGAGGGUUCGAUCAAUGCUGCGUAAAACUGUGUCAUUCCAAGAAGAUGAUUCGCAACUAGCAGCCACCCUUAUUGGAAAAGAUGGAUAUAACAUUCGCAGGAAUUCUGUGGUUCCAUUUGCAGGUCGAAUGAGAAAUACACGGAAUCUUUUUGGUCAAGAAAUUUGCAACCUUUAUAUGAACAGCAGCAUUAGUAAUAGCAGCAGCAAUAGCAGUAAUAGUACCGAAGAGCAGCAGCAGCAAGCACAACCAAAGAAUGAGAAUGAUUUAAACACAUCAAAUCAACCACAAGAAGAGACCAUAAUUAAAGAAAAGCCAAAAACCAAAACGAAACUUUUUAAUGGAACAUCUGAAGAGAAAAGAUCUCAGGAUUUACUGACACAGCCACGCGAAGAGGAAUGCUGGAGAUUAUAUGAGAAGAUGAAGAAGACAGGCUUGAAUAUAUCUUAUGAUACAAUUCUUCGAGGAAUUCUUAAGCCCAGUGAAUUGAGAUUGCUGGAAAAGCAGAAGAAGCUUCUCGGAGACAUCGAAGAGAAGAAUUUGGAAUAUCGUGAAUUAGAAAAAGUCGAAACGCCAUAAAAGUUUUUUCAUACUCGACUAAUUUUUUCCAAAUAUAACUUUUAGACAUAAAAAAAGAAUUUCUAAUGAAAUAAAAACAAGAAGCACAUUGCCACAUAAGCUAUGCAUUUAGCUUCAAAUAUAGACAAGUACAAGUAAUUGAAUUUAAAGACAGAAGUAACUUGGAAUGAGAAUUGAAACAAAAUUGUUGUUAAGUUGUAAAGAAAAAGUUUUAUUUUGUGAACAGAGACACAAAAGUUUAGAUUGGAGGAGAUGCUUAAAAAAUUGUUGGAAAUUCCCCACGAUAUCCUUUGUUCCUAUAAAGAUAAAAUUAGUUGAAAAAAGUUCUUGUUAUGUUUAAAUAAUAAAUUAAUGGCAAAUUUUGUUGAUGUAUUUCACCCACAUUUUAGUGACACUUUGUUGUUUAUGUUGACG